Messenger RNA from Alosa alosa (allis shad), 6667 nucleotides. Its product is annotated as A disintegrin and metalloproteinase with thrombospondin motifs 16. Lineage: Eukaryota; Metazoa; Chordata; Actinopteri; Clupeiformes; Clupeidae. Gene Ontology annotation, molecular function: metalloendopeptidase activity. Gene Ontology annotation, biological process: extracellular matrix organization; proteolysis. The record is from RefSeq and is a predicted model, not a curated record. The transcript has 23 exons. The coding region runs from base 407 to 4063 and encodes 1218 amino acids. Gene Ontology annotation, cellular component: extracellular matrix.
UGACAACCACCCGUCUAGGAAUUAGCCUGCUUUCACGCCUCGAAUUUAUUGCACCCGUAUUUUAGACUCGUAUGCUGUAAGAAAAUGUAAGUCUGUUUGCGCCAGACGCAAUGAUAAUGCCAUGGAAAUUUUUUCUUCGACUGCGGGUUCUUUAGUGGAGAGUGGAGAACGGAAAACGGACCGGCAGCGUAGCCUCUCUCCUCAGUGAUGUUACAGUGUGAUUUAUUUGUUGGUUGUUUGUAACGUUUCGCAAGAGUGACUGGGAGUCCGAUGAGUACCUGAACCUCCUCCAGAUGUCUUCUCUCCUCUGGUCAGGUGCGCGUUUGAGGGACGCACCAUAAUUUUGCUAUUUUGGCUGUUUUGCGCUGGCUCCAGCGCUUUGGGCACGUUUUGGACUAUCAGAGACAUGGGCGCGGGGGGUCCUACCCUUAACCUGCGGAACUUGGCGGGACUUCUUUUUCUUCUGCAGCUGGUGAGCGCGCUGGACGUCCGAGAGCUUCGUCCACCAGAGUCUACGCCAGGACAGAGCCCUGAGGACGGACAGUCUCUGCUGGAGUCCUUAGCGCUACCUCCUAACACAGAGUAUGAGCUGGUGGCUCCGUUUGAAGUGGACCACGAGGGGCGGUACAUCUCGCAUGCCGUGGCGCAUCAUCAACGGCACCGGCGCUCUCUGGACCUUGGCAAGACAGCCGGUACCCCUGACCUGGUCCACUUCAGGCUCAGCGGGCUGGGCCAGAACUUCCAUUUGGAGCUGAGGUGGUCCAACGGGCUCAUUGCCCCUGGAUUCAAGGUCCAGCGACUGAACCACAAUGCAACGGUCAGCCUGCAUGAGUACAGCCCACAAGACCUCUGCUUUUAUCAAGGCACACUCAGGUCAGAGGUCAACUCCUCAGUGGCUCUGUCGACAUGUGGGGGAAUGUCAGGCCUCAUUCGCACUCAGGAGGCCGACUACCUGCUCAGGCCAGUGCCUCCUCACCUGGCGGCAAGAGCCAACUACAGUGGCCCGCCAGACCACCAGCCCCACGUCCUCUACAAACGCUCCGUCGACCGCCCGCACAGGAACCGCCGUCACCAAGACCACAGGCUCCACCCAGAUCACCCUGACGACACACGUGGUCAGGGCCAGAAGCAGCACUUCUGUGGGAGGCGGAAGAAAUAUAUGCCCAAGCCCCCACCGGAUGACAUCCGCAUCCUUCCUGAUGAGUACCCACUCUUGCCCAGGAGCAAGCGGGCUGCGCCGCUCCAUGGCACCCCUAGUGGCCAGAAGCUGAAUGUCGAGACCCUGGUGGUGGUGGAUAGAAAAAUGAUGGAGAAUCAUGGCCAUGAGAAUGUCACCACCUACGUUUUGACCGUGCUCAACAUGGUGUCCACUCUGUUCAAGGAUGGUACCAUUGGUGGCGACAUCAACAUUGUCAUUGUGGGACUCAUUCUACUGGAAGAGGACCAGGAUGGUCUGUCUAUCAGUCACCAUGCUGACCACACGCUGAAUAGUUUCUGCCAGUGGCAGGCUGGCCUGUCCGGGCCAGAUGGGCAACGCCAUGACCACGCCAUCCUGCUCACCGGGCUGGACAUCUGUUCCUGGAAGAACGAGCCCUGCGACACUUUGGGUUUUGCCCCUAUCAGUGGCAUGUGCAGUAAGUACCGCAGCUGCACCAUCAAUGAGGACACAGGGCUGGGCCUUGCUUUCACCAUUGCUCAUGAGUCUGGACACAACUUUGGCAUGGUGCAUGAUGGAGAGGGCAAUGUGUGUAAGAAGUCUGUGGGCAACAUCAUGUCUCCCACACUGGCUGGCCACAACGGUGUGUUCUCCUGGUCCGCCUGCAGCCGCCAGUAUCUCAGCCGUUUCCUCAGCACCACCCAGGCCACAUGUCUGUCAGACGAGCCGCAGUCUGUGGGGGAGUACGAAUACCCUCGCCAGCUUCCAGGAGAGCUCUACGACACCGACACCCAGUGCAAGUGGCAGUUUGGGGAGAAGGCCAAACUCUGCACCUUGAACUUUAAGAAGGACAUCUGUAAGGCCCUGUGGUGUCACCGUGUGGGGAGGAAGUGUGAGACCAAGUUCUUACCUGCCGCCGAGGGCUCUGUCUGUGGUCCUGACAUGUGGUGCCGGCGGGGGCAGUGUGUGAAGCAGGGCGACUCGGGUCCGGUUCCGGUCCACGGUGAAUGGUCAGCCUGGUCUGGGUGGUCCAGCUGCUCCCGGACCUGUGAGAGUGGAGUGACCUACAGAGAGAGACACUGCAACAGCCCCAAACCCAUGUAUGGGGGCCAGUUUUGUGAAGGCCUGUCCCGCUCCUACAAGCUGUGCAACACUAAAGACUGUCCCCCCGGAAACACGGACUUCAGAGCUGUGCAGUGUGCAGAGUUCAACAGUAAGCCCUUCAGAGGGUGGUACUACAAAUGGAGCCCCUAUACACAUGUGGAUGAUCGGGAUGCAUGUAAGCUGCACUGUCUGGCUGAAGGCUACGACUUCUUCUUCGCCCUGUCCAGCAAAGUGAAGGACGGGACGCCCUGUGCACCCGGCAGUCCCAAUGUCUGCAUCGACGGAGUGUGUGAGAGGGUCGGGUGUGACCGGGUCCUUGGGUCCCGGGCCAGGCCUGAUGUGUGUGGUGUGUGUCAGGGAAACAAUUCCACCUGCAAGGUCUACAGGGGCCAGUACAGCAAACAGCACCGGACUAACCAGUAUUACACAGUGGUGAGCAUCCCUGCUGGAGCUCGCAGCAUCCGUCUGCUGGAGCUCAACGCCUCCAGCUCCUACCUGGCCAUCAGGAACAUCCAGAAGAAAUACUACUUGAAUGGACGCUGGACCAUCGAUUGGCCAGGCAGACACAGCAUUGCCGGCACCGUGUUUGACUACCGCAGACCCUACAACCGCCCAGAGAGCCUGACCGCUAGCGGGCCGACCAAUGAGACACUUCUCGUGGAGAUUCUGCUCCAGGGUCAUAACCCAGGGAUUCAGUGGGAGUACAGCCUGAACCAGAGCCAUGUGGAUCAACGCACUCCACCCAAACACAACUACACCUGGGCCAUCGUCCGCUCCACCUGCUCCGCUACCUGCGCUGGAGGCACCAUGACCACUAAGAUAGCCUGUUAUAGGGACCUGCGUGUCCAGGUGAACACGUCGUUCUGCAACCCUCGCUCACGCCCCUCCUCUGGAACUGUGCCAUGCAACACUCAGCCCUGCCCCCCCAGCUGGUCUGUGGGGUCAUGGGGGGCGUGCAGCCGUACCUGUGGGGAGGCGGAGCAGAGCCGAGAGGUGGAGUGUGUGCAGAGGAGCGCCCCCGGACAGGUGGAGAAGAUACCGGACCUCAGCUGCCCUCAGCCGACCCCCCCGCGCAUCCAGAGCUGCCACAACCCCAGCUGCCCCCCACAGUGGAGCACUGGACCCUGGUCUCAGUGCUCCAGUGUGCGGCGCUGUGGUAAGGGACUGCGUCGGCGUCUGGUGGAGUGCCUUAGCAGUGUUGGCACAGGGACACGGGCACUGCCUGACCGCUCGUGUGAUGCCCACCUCAAACCUAGCAGUCAGGAGUCUUGCCAGCUGAGGCGAUGCCCACGACCGGCCAAGGGGCAGUGGGUCCUGUCCACUUGGCAACAGUGUUCGGUGACGUGUGGCGUAGGCGUGCAGAAACGACAGCUGAAGUGUGCGGAGAAGGACGCGGUGGGGAAGUACCAGGAGCUGGUGGCCAAGCGGUGCCAACACGCCUCCCAACCCUCGCUGGAGCUGCAGCGGGCAUGCGUCCAGCCUGAGUGCCCACGCCCAGUGGAGGCCAGCCCCAGCUGGUACACCGGCCCCUGGUCACAGUGCACCGUGUCCUGUGGUGGAGGGGUGCAGUCUCGGUCAGUGCAGUGUCUCCUAAGUGGCCGGCUUGUGUCAGGAUGCCCUGCUCACCUGAAACCCCCCAUGGCCCAAGCCUGUAAUGCCCAUUACUGUCCCCGGCCAGAGAAAAAAGAGAUGGUGUGCAAGGACUAUUUCAACUGGUGCUACCUGGUGCCCCAGCACGGUGUGUGCCACCACAAGUUCUACGGGCAUCAAUGCUGCCAGUCCUGCUCUCACCCCAACCUGUGAUGGGCAGGACGCAGGACACAGGAGAAAACAGGAAGCAGAUCUCCCCACCGCAAGAGAGCAGAGACUACAGAUGUGCGUGUUUACAGUGGAGAGAGUUGGGGGAUGGAGCACUAGCCUGGAGGACUACCAGAGGCUGAGUGCUACUAAACGCUCUGAUGUUAACCCUGCACUGAAAUUAGACGAUCGAUAAGAUGGGGACAUAGACUUCAGGUGUCUUUAGAAGGUAGCCUGACUUUAGAGAGACUUGAAGGAACUGAGUGGUCAAAACACUUCUGGACUGAACCCUCCACGUCCAGACAGAGACUGCAGGAGCUGGCGUGAAAAGGACUUGAAAGGAGAAAGUUAUAUGGCAAGCUCUCCUUUCCAGUGUUAAUCUCUAUGGUGCUUUAUAUGGCAAGCUCUCUGGUCCAGUUUUAAUCUCUAUGGUGCUUUACAGGAUCAGUGUUGUUACAAAGACACUUUACAGACCCCCAAGCCUAAGGCCCCCGAGACUAAGGCCCUCACACAGAGUCCAAAGGGUUCUGACCUACAACUGUUAUAUAUGAAAGUUGACCACACUCACACUUGAUUUGCAUUUUUCGUGUGUGUUUACCUCAAAAUAAAGAAAAAUACAUUUGUGUACAAGCAGGGGUGUAGUGGGCGUUGGGCGCGGGGGAGCGCCGUCCCCCCACUUCUGGGAGCAUUGCUUUGAGCAUUUUAAUAAGCAUUUAGUAAUAUAACAAGUUGUUACCAGUGGUAACUACACAUCACGCAAACGUCUCCAAUUAGGCCUCUUUGUCCUAAAAUUCGUUACAAGAAUGACUGUCAUGCUGUAGUACUCCACCAUGCGUAAAGACAUUAAAAAACUACACAGCUCUUUGUUCCACGUUACCCGAAAGUAGCUAGAAAGUGGCUAUAAAACCAUAGAUUAUGCAACUGCCUGUAUCUAGCAAUCUAGCAAGCAUCUUCAUGGCCCUUCGGUUGUGUUUUGCAGAAAGCAGGCAGGCUAAUCCAGUGAUCAAAAUGACACGAUAAGCAUGUGUGAGUAAUACGAGGGAUUUUUAUCGAGGGAGCACCAAUAUAAGUGAUAAGACUAUUUAACCAUAAUGACCCAACUUGGGUGAACCUGAACAACUUUAGGAAAAACUUACGAUUGGUGCAGCUACUUUCAUCCAAACAAAAACUUUUCAAAUGACUGGCACUUGCCUACCCAGUGUUCUUUCUGUUAUUUUUUGUUUUGUUUUAUUGACUGUGCACCUCUGCAUUUUAAUCAUUCGCAAUGACAUUCAUAUGACGCCCCAUCAAACUACAGUUCCCACACAACGUGUUGAAUAUGCGUGUCAAACAGUGAAUCAUGCUUGUGCUAUUGUUAUUGCCAUCGUUAACGUGUGGCAAUGAAUGAAGCCAUGCCGCGGCAUGUUAUGCGUCAAGGAGAUUAGACUACGCUAGAUUACAUAGGCUACUCUAUAUUAUAGUUUGUCUGUUCAUUGUAUGAUACAACAAAAUUAAAACUACAGACCAUAUUCAUAGACUUUGGUGGAAAAGUGUAGUUUGGGUGCAGACAUUAGGGUACAUUUUGAAGCUAAUCCAUUUAAUUAAUUUAUUUUUUUUAUUCGGUUUCAUGUUCACGAAAGCUGGUAACAAUUUGGCCUUGGCCUUAGGCUACGCACCGAUGUAUGUGGAGAUGCGAAUGUGACAGUUUUUGCAAUGACGUCAUUAAAAUAGCGUCCCCCCACUUUAAAAAUCCCCACUACACCACUGUGUACAAGUGGUCAACCAAGACAUCAAAUACAGUAUCAAAUCCAACACACCAACCUGCACAAACCACCUAUGAAUAGAUGAAUAGGAUGUCUUGAUUGGUCCUCUAGAUUGCGGUAAACUCUGGUCAGGAAAUUUGCUGUGUGAUGGCCAAGUGGAGGCCUGACCUGAGCCAGAGUCAAUAUCUCUCAGUCUUACUCCCCCUGGUGAUUUAUUGUUAUCUCACUAAGUUUCUAUGGUGCUAUUACUUCCCCAUACAACAACAAUCAAGGGGCAGUUUGAAUCUAUGGUGCCUUUGUUAUGAUGUUUUGAUGUCGAACUGAACCUGUAUGAUCCCGUAUCCGUUUCUUAUUUAUUCGCAGUGCUACUGUGCUGGGCACUGAUGAGAUGUCUGUGUGAUGCCUGUAUGAAUCUGUGUGAUGCCUUUAUGAAAUUACCAGUUUUGUAUUUUAGUUUUUGCCAUUUUUUUUGCUAUUUGUCAAUUCAGAUUUACUGUAAGUCAUCGUUGGUUUAUCUGUUGCAUAUUUUGGAGGUUUGUUUUGUUUUGUUUUUGUAAUAUAAGGUGUUUGUGUUUGUCUCCGGCAGGUUAGAAAUAACAAUUUGUCAGAACUUCCUGAAUAUCAGGCAAACACAUUGAGAGUCUGCCGUGUGGGUCUGUUGCCAUUGCUACUGCGUGGAGAAAUUCUUCUCAUGCCUGAGCAUCUCAUAUGUCUGUGUUGUAAAGUGAGACUGUCAUUUGGGCCUGAAUUCUCAAUUUCUCUGUUGGUUUGGGUGAGCCGCCAAGGCCUGAAUUGAGAUGGUAUGCAGUAAGACCCUAAUUAUCACGAACAGCAAAUAAAUGACAUGAAACGAAUGUCACUUCCCUAA